Saitoella complicata NRRL Y-17804 is the source of this 456-nucleotide messenger RNA. RefSeq lists its product as uncharacterized. The record is from RefSeq and is a predicted model, not a curated record. The coding region runs from base 1 to 456 and encodes 151 amino acids. NCBI's taxonomy places the organism in Eukaryota, Fungi, Ascomycota, Saitoellomycetes, Saitoellales, Saitoellaceae. The transcript has 2 exons.
AUGGGAGCUCUCUGCGGUAGACAAUCUGAUUUCCAAGAAGACCGUCUUCCGUCUCAACGGCCCUCUAAACCUUCUUCACACGCCGCCGGCGCAUCGACCAGCGCCCGACCCACGACAUCAACCGCACGCCAACGACAACCCAAGGGUAAGUCGAAAUCCAACGGGCAACGACUAGGCGGCACAAGUCCAGAAGUAUCGGCAACAGAAAGCGUCUCCGCACGGGACGCAGCAGCAGCAGCCGCAGAAGCCCGUGCAGCUGCGGCAUCUUCGCGCGGGAAGCCCGUUUCGCCGACAAUAGGCGGGAAUGGCGGUCCUGGUGUUGUGGCAGGAGGUGGAAAACUGGCGAAGCAGUUGGAGGAGGAAAAGAGGAAGACGGAUCGGCAGGUCUUGAAGGAAGCGGCGGAGAAUGAGUUGGCGAGGAAGAGGGGGGAGCAGGGGAAUCUUGUGUGGGAUUGA